Messenger RNA from Dermochelys coriacea (leatherback sea turtle), 1018 nucleotides. RefSeq names its product translation initiation factor IF-2-like. NCBI's taxonomy places the organism in Eukaryota, Metazoa, Chordata, Testudines, Dermochelyidae. The record is from RefSeq and is a predicted model, not a curated record. The transcript has 2 exons. The coding region runs from base 1 to 750 and encodes 249 amino acids.
AUGGCGCUGGCGCCGCGCACGUGUCCCGGUCCCGCAGCAAACGCCUCGCCCUGGCACCCGGCGCGCGCACACGCAAGCGACGGGAGGGGGAGGCGGAGCCGAAGCGCACGCGCAAGAGUUGCCCUGCUGCUCCAGACCCAAGCUGCUGAGAUUCGAACGGGGCGCGCGAGCCUCCUCCCCCACGCGCUGGUCACGUGGGAAUUUACCCCUCCGUCUGCCCCCCCCUCGCGGGCGCCGAAUUCGGCAUCAUCCGGGUCCCCCCUUUCCCUUGUGUCGAGGCCUCACCUGGCUCCCGCUAUCUCGCGCGCACGGAGCCCGCCGGCAGAGGAGCCGCUUCCCCUGCUCGUUCUCUCCGUGCCGCGCACCAGGCAGCGGCGGGGGCAGCGGCAGUGGCGGCUCCACACAGCGCCUGCUCCCCCGCUCCGCGCGGCGGCUCCUUCCGCUUCCUUCCCCUCCCCCCGCUGCAGCGGGGACCCGCUCCCUGCAGCUCCGCCUGCUGGUAGCUGGGGGAGGCGGCCAGCCGCCGCCCACGCUCGCGGGGUGAGGCUCGGCGCUGCCCCGCGGAGCUGGACGCGCCGCCGAGCGACUGUUCUCCCCGAGUGGCGUGAGGGGGACGGUCUCUGGCUGGGUGCGAGCCGGCCCUGCCCUCGGGGACGCGACGGGCGCCUGGCCAGAGGGCGUGUCCUUGCCAUCGAAGGGAAGAUCCUGCAUCAAAGACUGCGUCUCCGUGGAGAGCCCAGACAGCAGUAGCCAAGACGCCCUGUGCAUGGACACAGCCGAGGCCACGGACAGAGCAAGUCGUGUCAGUUGCAUCCGAAGCUGCCUGCAGAGCAGCCUUUGCGGUAGUGGCACCCUCCUCCACAAGCACCUUAAAUUCCAUCCUUUCACACUCAGGAAGGGAGGAUUCGAAUUUGGGCAGUGACCUCCAGAAGUUAAACUCAUAAUGGCUAAGGAGGGCUUGGGGGUUGGCCACCCGGAGCUGGAAACUGGAUGACGAAUAAAGCUUCCUACCAAAUGA